AUGUCAGAGCAGUCGACGACACCUCCAAAUUUAAGGGACGACAAUACAAAGGACUGGAUAAAUACUGAUAGUCAAAUGCAUGUAGCAGAAGAUUUGAGUGCAUCAGGACACAGCAAAGAAGAAGACGAUGACGAUAACCCCUUUUCACAGUACUACGGAAUGCUGCUGCACCAACAGAAUAUGCUGCAGGACCAUGUCCGUACGGGCACGUACGAGAGAGCAAUGAUUUCUAAUCCGUCCGAUUUUAAGGACAAGGUGGUGCUAGACGUUGGCACGGGGUCCGGUAUCUUGGCCUUUUUUGCCAUCAAAGCCGGCGCACGUAAAGUAUACGCUGUCGAGUUAAGUAAUAUGGCCGACUGUGCUCGUGAAUUGGUGGCUGCAAAUGGUCUUAGUGACCGUAUUAUAGUGAUUAAGAGCAAGAUGGAGGAAGUGCAAUUGCCAGAUCAAGUGGACGUGAAAUGGCGGCGACAAGUACCGGGCUUUAAGAUGUACCCGUCAAUUGGCACCAUGUUUGUGUCGCCGUUUUCAGAUGAAAGUAUCUACCGAGAGCAGAUGGCCAAGGUGGCAUUUUGGCAGCGGCAGGACUUCUACGGUGUCAAUCUAUCGAGUCUUCGGGCGCGAGCAAUGGACAAUCAUUUUUCGCAACCAGUGGUCGGAUACUUUCCACCAGAAAUGCUGCUAUGCUCGUAUCCUGCCAAACACGUACUAGACUUUGCAGCAGUGACCAAGGAACAGCUUGACAACUUUGACUUCCCGUUUCACUUCGUGGUCGAGCGUACGGCGGUCAUGCACGGUCUAGGCUGCUGGUUCACUGUCGACUUCUUGGGCUCGGAGGCACGUGUCGUGCUCAGCACAGCACCAGAGAGCGCAGGAACGCAUUGGUAUCAGUGUCGACUACUACUUGCUACCCCGGUUGCUGUAAACGCAUCGCAGAGUGUCAGUGGCAAUCUUCACUUUGUGGCGAACAAGAAGUUUAGCUACGAUAUUGAUCUUGAAGUUCGUCUCGACGGGACUACCAUUGUGUCAAGAAACCACAUUCGACUGCACGACCAGAUGUACCAUUAUCUGUACUCGCCUGGUGCUGCUUCUGCAGGAGCAAAUACCACUGAUGAAAUGCAGCAGAGAGGCACGUCAUACUAA
This is a messenger RNA of Peronospora belbahrii, 1140 nucleotides long. The record is from the annotation of a GenBank genome assembly. Lineage: Eukaryota; Oomycota; Peronosporomycetes; Peronosporales; Peronosporaceae.